Molecule: messenger RNA, 3276 nt
Organism: Dermacentor albipictus
Lineage: Eukaryota; Metazoa; Arthropoda; Arachnida; Ixodida; Ixodidae
Source: RefSeq, a predicted model, not a curated record
GUCAACUCAAAGCCAUGUCGGUCACGCGCUGGAAGCCUCCCCACGUAGAAAACAAGGGUGACCAACGGGGAGAGGGCGUCUGCAGGGAGGGGCAAUACCCCCCCCCCCCUUCCUUCGCCCUUCCACCGUAGGAAGGAAGGGGGCCUGCGGUCAUGCGAACAACUCCUGUUGAGGGUUCUCGGACACCGUGGUUCCUGUUAGCUGGACGGCUAUAUAAGUGUGGCGAGGGUGGUUCCAAGAGACCAGACCAGCAGUGGAUACGUCCUCGGUGUGAUUCGCCCUACUCCGGGCGACGCGAGGCUGAAGGCUCCCCCCUCCUUGUGACCGGACUAUUCGCGCCCCGACUUCUCCUAUCGGCCGGUGGCUUUGGCUCUAGUGCCCGUGUGUGCUGUGCGCGCUCGCCGAAGACCUCGCCCCUUGGAAUCGUAGCAAGCGCAAGCAACAUGCGGCUAUCAACCUCAACAACGACCGGUGCCCUGCUUCUUAUUUUCGUGAUCCUGCUGGCGCUCCUCGUGGAAGAAGCGAGCGCCGGCCACCACUUGCACCACAAGAAGAAGCUCAAGAAGGUUGCCAAGCUGGCGAUCCUGGCGAAGAUCCUGGCGCCCAAGUUUCUGCCCGUGCCACUGCCAAUCCCGAUACCCAUCAAGAUCGUUAAGAACCAGCAUGGCGGCCACGGGUGGCACGGAGGCGGUGGCUGGCACGGCGGUGGUGGUGGUGGAUGGCACGGCGGCGGUGGCUGGAAGCCCCAGCUCGACUUACACACCGUGAAGGUCAUCGACGCCGGUGCGGCCCACCUUGCAGGGGGAGGCCACGGCGGAUGGGAGGACGCUAAGGGCUGGGACGCCGGCGGCUGGGAGCCGGCAGGCUGGGAUGCGGGUGGUGGUGGCGGUGGCGGUCAUGGCUGGUGGUAGUCUCCCGAUAGGACAUUAUGUCUCGUUACCUCGACGCACGUGCCUUUUUCUAGGAACUGUAAGACCUCUCACAAGAACAUUCUAGGUUACACGCUAACGUCGUAGUUUCAUGUGUUUUCCGUUUAUUUUAUUGUUUUUUUUAUAUUUUCAUUCGUUGCGAGCGUUGCCCGCCUAGAUAAUAUGCUGAACGACGCGCCGCGCGUGCAGUUCCGUAGUCCUCUGCAUGGCCAGCGACUUCAUUCUACGUCACGAGGAACGCGCGCGCGCGCCCCCUCGGCCACGCCACAUUUGCACUCAAGUGGGCUGGUGAGGAACCAGCUGUGCCUCUUAAAGGCGCGGGAAGCGUGAAGACAGGUAGUUUAAAAGAAUUCCGUUUGAGCACUUCGGCUACUUUCAUCUAUGAUUUCACCGUUAAAACUGCACGCACCUAGAUAUGGGUGUGUAAGUGAUGAACGUAACCUUCAUACCGUGUGCUAUGAACUAACAUCUCGGUCCCCUCUGUCAAAACUCUAGUAACCAUCAGCUAAGAAAGACUCAAGCGGAAUUUUUAGAUGUCCUAGUGCUCAUACGGCUUUCUCAGCUUAGGACGCGGUAUUUCUGCAGGUAUACGAAAGCAGAGAGAGCUGACUGAUAAUGUUUUCGGCACAAGAGUAUUCAGGCAGAAUAGGGCCAGAGAUUCUGUGUCCACUGCUUAACGGUGUUAGCGAAAGUAGAGAAAUGGUUGCAUAGACAGACGUACGUGAAUUUGGAGAAACACUAUAGUCAUUUUGCGUUAUGGCGUGUUCAACUCUCUUCACACUUUCUCGUUGAUCAAGCGUACUUUUGCAAGUGCAUUGCUAUUCAAUGUCCUUUUCCCUCGCCCAUCCCUCACCAUCAAGUGUCCAGGGGUUCAGACCUCAGAGCCAAGCGACCGCUACGUCCACUUUCAUUCUUGGCCUGUUAUCCAUAAGACCGUGUGACUGGCUCCGGGAGACUUCAAGACGAACUUGCUAGACAGCAGAUGGCAACCGUACCAAGCACCAUUCUUAGACCUUCCGCGCCUUCAUUUUAUGCUAUCUUGUAUGUUGAUCUUCCUUUCCUGAGACUCCUUCGUGCACAUGUCUUUGUCGUUCUAAUCGCUACCUGCGUUCUAUUUGAGUAAAGAUCUCGGGGAAGACGUGAUCACUCUCACGAACACAAUAAACCUUCCCUGCCUCCUAGUGUGUAAGUAAGUGGUCCUUGUAUGUAUAUUAAUCUUGUAGAUUACGCUAACAUGGAAAACUUGAAACCUUCUGUUUUCUAGGACUCCUUUCUAUUCACAUUAACAAAGUGGACUACCAGUGCCGCCGAUGUGCCAUUGCUCUAACGUUCAGCGUGCUCGGCAUUAACAAAAACAACACACUCACCUGUAAUAGUCAGCACUGUUACUAACUGUACUCACAUCUGUUUGUAUUGUUCUGCGAAGUUUCCUAUCGAAAGCUAGAGACUUGUCGCUUUCUUUGUUACAUUCUUUAGUUUGGCCUAUCUGUUGUAUGUCAUCAUCUGCUUAUCAUAGUAGUGCAGUUUUUACUGUCUCUUUCAUUGACUUUAUAGCACAGGCUGUCUUUCAGAACAGUAAGUCUCUGGCUUGGUCCUUGUCCCUCGCUGUCUUUGUGGUUCGUUUGCUCGCGCAGUUAAACAAUGAAGGCUUGAAGAAGCUUGUACAAGUCGCAAGAAUAUAUCGGAAAAGGAGUGUUGUGCGCAGUAAGGGUAUGAAUGCUCGUUAACUGUCUCUUCCACGCACUUUUUUUGGUUGUCCUUGUAGUUUGUGCUCGUUUCAAAAUCUUAGAACUCGUUAGUGUUGUCCGUCCUGGUACCCCGAGCCAAAGAAGGCUGCAGCCUUUUACGCGACAGUGUAAACUAACCGAUAUGUGUCCUGAAAACGCCUCAUGCUUAAGCAACUAACAGAAUUAACGACAGUGCUUUCUAGCCUUCGGAAAUAACAAGUUGUUGUUGCUCUAUGUUGUUUGUUUACUAGUAACCGUAAGCCUUUGUUAUCCCCUGCCUUUGUAUUUUUUUCGUUCUGGUCAAGUUACGGUAAAAAUGUCUUCGUGUAAAAACUACUUCGUGUGUGAGAAAGAAAUUGUCUUUCAAAAUAAUAUGUGAUCGUGUGUAUCGUACAAAAUGUGAUCGUGUCUGUGCUUGUAACCUCGCCGUAAUGUUGUUUGUCAUUUUUUUGAAAACGCUUGUGCAACGAUGAAUGUCUCCGCGCGUGAAUGAGCCAUUGCUUAUGUAGAAUGUAUGAAAACGCGUGCGAAGUUUUGUGUUGUCAUAAAAAUGCGUAUGUAUGUUCAAAAUGCUUCCCAAUCUCGAGUUAACAUGUAAAUAAACGCUCACAACCCCUGUA